CCUUCCAUAUAGAUUAAAAACACACUUUCACUUUCUCUUCUAGAAUAUAAAAAGAGUGGAAGCACCCAUCUCUGUUCAUUCUCCUGAAAACAUUCUAGGUAAGCGUUUAUUACUGCUUAAAUCUGAUCGAAGAUAUCUUUCGUCUUCAUUUGUUGAGAUUCACAUUUUUUGUUAAUUGCAAUUUUUUGCUAAUUAUUGGUAGUUUUAUAUCAGGUAUAGUCAGCCUUCAGCACUCUAUAUCUUGUGGACUACAUCUCCCUUGAUACUUUGCAACAACAUCUGGAGUGCUGAAGGUUGCCUACCUCUUUUCUAGAUAUUUAUGGUGGAUAUAUCUUAAUAUUCCACUAUCUCUCAGUCAAAACGUGUUUUUGUUUUUUGUUUUGUUUUUAUAUCUGUAAGCUUAAAUGCUAAAUUCUGAAUUGUGGAAAACUAAAAUGGCAAACUAAUCACAACAUUAAAGUGACACUCCAAAAACUAUAGCCUGCUGUAGUUAUUUUGGUGCCUGAAGUGCCCUGUUGCCCUGGUACUGUCUGCCUCUUGUCAUUGAAGGUUAACUGUCUUCAAAAGUUAACCUUUCAUUUUUAAAAGGUCAUUAUUUUUAAUGAAAGUUAAUUUUUUAUGUGUGUGUGUGUGAUUAGUUUUUUUUUUUUUAAUUAAGCAUAUUGAUUUUCUGAAAAAAAAAAAAUGUACUUUUUUUAUCUGGCUGAGCAGCCAUGUUGGUAAACAAAUGAGGAGCAAACCCAGUAAAAACGAUAUGAUCUUUAUUGAAUAAACCUGUAUAUAAUACGUAUGUAUAGAUGAAUGCAUAAUCUUAAACUAGACACCUUAAACAGUAACUAUGUAUACAUAGGUCACAUAAACCAAGCAAAACAAAUUAAGAAAAAAAAAAAGAAACAAAGUUACUCGAUAGAAAACUAAAGCAAACUAUGCGACCAUCGAACGUAAUUUAUUGCAUGAAUUAAAAAGAUAAAGUAAAUACCAAGAAUCAAUAGGCAAACUGAAUACAAGUGCAUGGAUUCCAAAAUAGGAGACCCCCCCCCUAAUGUUUUGUCUGGAAGCUUUUGUCAAAGGACCAACUGCUAUUCUUCCUAACUUGCCUGAUGCUGUGAUUUUUAUAUGUCAAACUGCAAUAACAGCAAGGUUUUACUGUUUUACAUUGCAGGGCUAAGCGGACAGGGACAUUUCACCCAGACCUGGGUGCCUAUACUGUCCCUUUAAAGAGUAACUCCAAACAUCAUGACCACUGUAGUAAUUUGAAGUGGUUAUGGUGCUUGGAGUCUGUAUGUGCAGCUUUUCAAUAUGAAACUCUGCCCAUACUGAGAUAUUUUAUACUGUGUAACUCCAUCUCAGGCAUAAGUACCUCAGUAGCCAGCCCGGAACAAGAGUUCCAAGACUGCUGAUGUUCGUUCUGUGCAUAUGCAUUGCACAGCGGGUCAUUUACUGUCUGGGAACACCCAGCUGAUGCUUUCAUACACACAAGCACAGAGACUUGAUUUUUUUUUUUUAUAUUUUUUUUCUGUGCUCCAAUGGUAUGCUAGAGUUUGCACUAAUUGCACAGCUAAUCGCACAACAACCAGCUCUGUACUGGGGUUGUGAUACAUCUCUGCUGCAUACAUCAGUACAGGGCAGCCAGGGAGCUGUGUAGAGAGCAAGUUGCCCACACUUGCUUGAACUUGCCAUGACUCCUGUUAGCCGGGGCAAAUACAACCCUCUUUUGUGUGUCAUGGACCACCAAGUGCUGUGUGGAUCCUUGGUGCUGUUUUGGAAACAGCAGCCCCACACUGAAACCAGUCAGUGUUCAGGAGUAGGGUUAAACCUAAAUAUUGGCAGGUACAUGUUUAAACGGGGAACUGGCUCAGGAAUUUACACAAUUGAAUAAAACAUUGAAAAUAAACUUUCACUUGUGUUAAAAGAACACUCCAGUCAUUAAUAAAAGCUACUAUCAAAGUAUUGUUGCUCACCCUUCCCCAUUCUAAAACGAUUUUACUCCAUCCAUUAGGGAGGGGUGGCAGGGUGCUUCUGGCACCAUAACCACUACGGUGUAGUGUACUGUAUGGGCUUAAAGACACAUUCCAAGCACCACAGCAACAUCUCCUUCUUGCUAUUCUGUUAUAGUGCCUGGCAGCAAAGAUAUAUUUAAUUGUUUAUUUUUCUUCUUUUUUUUAUUUUUUUUUCAGACAUUACCAGCCUCUUAUGUUCUUUCCUACUUUGCAUCUCAGGCUUGGUAUAUUAGUCAUCAAUGUUCUCUCUCUCCACUUUUUCCUAUUAAAUGACUUUAAUUCAUAGAAAAAACAUUAUUAUUAAUUAAGUAAGAAAAAAAAACAAAAAACAUGAAAUAACCAUACACAACAUUCAUACAUGAUGAUGGAACCCUCUUCCCUCGUCUCUCUGCAUUACUAUUCAUAGUGCUAAUAUAUGAGUUAGCAUUUCUCUUUUCUUUUCUCCUUUCUUUCCUUUUCUUUUUUCUUCUUUUCUUUCCCUUUUCCUUUCCCUUUUUUUUCUCUCCCUUUCUUUUCUCUCUUCCUUUCUUCCUUCCCUUCCUCUUCUAUGUAUAUUAAUCUACUGCCAACAGUUUUUCUAGCCACUUAUUUAUGUGAAAUACGUUUUUUUUUCCUUCAAAUUUCUGUUCAGACCUCCCUCCAUCCUAAAUUGCGAAAUUAAUAAGUUUUUUUACUAUAUCCCAAUUUGGUAGAAUUUUGGUUCUCUGCCUUUUAGCUAUGGAGAGUUUUGCUGCUAUUAAUGCAUGAAAAAGAAAAUAUUGCAAAUCCACAUUGUACUGAUAAAUAUUUAAGUGUAAUAUGCACAUUUCCGGGGCAAGGGGAAAAUUAAAUCCAGUUACCAUUUCUAUGUUAGACAAGAACAUUUUCCAAAAUUCUUUAAGUGGGGGGCAACUCCACCAAAUAUGUAGACAAUCUCCCACUCCCCCUUCACAUCUCCAGCAUAUAUCUGUUUUACUCUGGUCUAUUUUAUUUAGGCGGCUAGGAACCAAAUAGAGUCUGUUGAUAAUCUUAAAAUGUAGUUCCACUAAGUUUAGGCAUUCAAUGCACCUAGCAACUGUCAGCCUGCUGUAUUCCACUCUUGACCAUCGAUUUUUUUUGUGUUUUUAGAUCUUUCUCUCAUUUUUUUAUCGCUGUAAACGUCAGGUCACCCUCUAGUUGUCUCAAUACCGAAUUACACUUAUUUAAUAAAUUUUUCAUGUCCUUUCCUUUCAGUAAAUUUCCUAGUUUAUUGUUAAAUUCCCAUUUCUCUUUAUUUAAAGUUUUAUUCAGAUAGCUUUUAAUCCUCAUGUAAUUAAAUUUCUCAGUUUCGGGAAGACUAAAAUUAGUGCAUAUUUGUUCAAACGAAUUAACCCAGGGUCCUGUUGUUAUAUCUUCUAUGGUUUGUAUACCUGUUCUUCUCCAAUAAUUUAGUCUUAGGUCUUGCAUAUUAUUUUCCAAUAUUGAGAUCGGUAGGGUAUUAAUAAUGUGAUUUUUAAAUCCUACACUUUUUCUUAUCUUACUCCACAUUCCUCUAAUGGAUUCAAUUACCACACUAUCAGAGCUUGGUUGGGUCUUAUUUGUGUCUCCUUCUUGAGUAAACCAAAAAAAAUUUACUAGCUCCCUACCUUCUGCAAGUUCCUUUUCCACCGCGUACCACUUUUCUAACUUAGCCCCAGCCAAUUGUGAAAUGAUACUACGGAAAAGGAUACUCGCUUUGUGGUAUUGUUAUAUAAGUGGGAGUCCUACGCCUCCCUUAGAUUGAUUGAUCGAGAGGAGUUUUCUUGCCAUUUUAGGUUUUUUUGCUUGCCAUAUGAACUUAGACCAGGCCUGUUGUAUUAAUAGCAGCCAAUUAUCAGGGACACUCAGAGGGAUCAUUCUAAACAAAUAUAACCAUUUUGGUAAGAUGUAAGACUUAAUAAUAUUAAUACGACCCCACCACGAAAAUUCUAAGUUCUUCCAACCCUUUAGGAGUUUAUUCAUUUUAAUAAGCAAUGGAAGAAAAUUGAUCUCUACUAUUUUCAGUGGGUCAGCACAUAUAUUAAUUCCUAAAUAAUUAAAUGAAUUUUCGACCCAUACGAAAUUAAAUUUCUUCAUAAACUCAUUUUUUUCUUCUUUAUUUACAUCUACAGCUAAAAUAGAUGAUUUUUCUAUAUUUAUUUUGUAUCCAGAAACCUGGGAAAAACUUCCAAUGGUUUCCAUAAAUUGUGUUAUAGAUUGUAGAGGUUUUUGUAUUGUUAAGAUGACAUCAUCAGCAUAUAAAUUUAUUUUUAUAUUUACUUUAUUAAAAUCAAAACCUACUAUUCCGUGCUCUUGUCUUAUGGCUAUAAAGUAACGGAGACAAGGGACAGCCUUGUCUUGUUCCGUUUAGCAAUAAGAACCAUUCAGACCCAAAGCCAUUUCCUACAACUCUAGCCAUAGGUGCUGUAUAGAGAGCUGAUAUAUUCUGAAGAAGUCUUCCCUCUAACCCAAAUGCCUGAAGGGUUUGCCUCAUGAACUCCCAGUUGACCCUGUCAAAUGCUUUUUCAGCAUCUAAAGACAGGGCCAACAUGGGAGCCCCGGUUCUUGUUGCAUGGUUCAGCACAUUAAUCAGUCUUCUUAUAUUAUGGGUAGAUGAUCUACCAGGGACAAAUCCCACCUGAUCCCUAUCUAUCACGUCUGGUAUGAUCCUUUUUAAACGUUCUGCUAUCAUGGCCGAAUAGAGCUUCAUAUCGGUAUUUAGAAGGGAAAUUGGGCAAUAGUUCUUGAUUUUUUCUGUAUCUUUUUCUUGUUUAGGGAUUGGGACUAUAUUAGCUUGCAGUAAUUCUGUUGGAAUCUUUUCGGUUGUUCCAAAGGAAUUAAAAACUUCAAUCAAAUCUGUUUUGAUAUUGUUUUUCAGUAAUUUAUAGAAGAGAUUAUCAAACCCAUCGGGUCCUGGAGAUGUAUUUUUUUUAAGUUUGUUAAUACAGAAGAUCAAUUUAUCCUCCUUGAAUACUUUAUUCAAUUCUUGUAGUUGUAGGUCUGUAAUUUUCGGGAUUUUAAUAGUUUUUAAGAACUCUCUAAUUUCUAAUUUAUUUAUUUGACUCGAAAUAAUUUAUAAAUCAUAAUAAUAUUUUUUAAAAGCUUCUCCUAUUUUUUCUGUGUUUAGUAAGGUUUCCUCAUUGUCUACAAUUUUAGUUAUAACCUUUUUAACUCUUUCUUUCUUUAGUCUGUUUGACAUCAAUGCUUCUGCUCUGCUUCCCGUGUAGUACCAUUUUUGUUUCAUGCCUAUUAAGGCCUUAUUGGCUUUUACUAACAAUUGGUCAUUUAUUAGUUUUUCUACUUCUGUUAUAGUAUUGGUAAUAUUAUUUGAAGGGUUUCUUUUAUUUUGAUAGAGUAAAUCGUCCAACCUUACAUAUAGCUCCGCCAGAUUAGCCCUUUUCUCAUUCAAUUUAUUUUCUUUAGCUGUUAGACUUAUGAGGUGACCCCUUAUGACCGAUUUAAAUGCGCACCACGUCAUUGCUGGGUAGACCUCAUUAUUUAAUAUUUUCUAGGAAGAAAAGGUCUGUCAUCUUUAUAAUAUAAUUAACAUUGUUUUCAUUUUUCAAUAUCCAGUCCUUUAUUCUCUAUUCUGUUCUGGGUCUCUCAAACUGUUCUUUUAGUUCUAAUAUAAUUGGGUUAUGAUCAGACCACGUUAUGGAUGUUAUAAAAAAAUUUUUAACCUGUUUCACCAGAUUUCUAUCCCCCAAAAUUAGAUCAAUUCGAGAGUAUGAGCAAAAUGUUUUAGAGAAACAUGAAAAAUCUCUUUCUUUUACAUGGAAUAUCCUCCAAUAAUCUAACAGUUCAUUUUGACUAAUUCUGAAAAUACUUUCCCGUUAGUUUUUACCUUCUUAUAGUUAUUACCUUUUAAUUUGGGACUCUUAUCCAAAUCUGCGUCCAAGACGCAGUUAAAGUCCCCCAUAACAAUGACUCGACCCGUUUUAACACGGUCAAUUCUAUUAAAUAUUUUUCUAAUAAAUGGAAUUUGAGCCUGGUUCGGGUCAUAAAUAUUAACUAAUGUAUAUUUUUGGUUGUUAAUUUCACACACUAGAAUUAUGUAUCGACCUUCUGUAUCAAGUUCUUGGUGAACAAUUUUCAAAGAGAGAUUCUUCGAAAACAAAAAAGCCACCCCUCUUUUUUUUUAUUUUUUUAUUUACAGAAGCAUUAAUUAUCGUGGGAAAUAGCUUAGACUUAAGUUUUGUUUUUUCUUCUAAUUUCCAGUGUGUUUCCUGUAAGGCCACUAUGUGUAUUUGCUCCUUCCUCAAAAAUUCAAGAAUUGUGUAUCUUUUAAAUUGCGAAUUGAUUCCUUGUGCAUUAAUUGUUGCAAAUCUCAUAUUAUCUUCCUAUUCUUAUUUUUUUUUUUUUUCUCCGCAGGAAGUCUAGAAGGGCCAUCAUCUUAACAUACAAACAAUUACAUCCAUACAUCUCUAUACAUUUUCUGCCUUUACUUAGGCCUUGAAUGUAUCUCUCCUCCCUCCUACCUAUCUCCUUCCCCGGAUCUCCCAUAAUCCUGAGGAGACAGAUCAGAUAGCGACAAUAUCCCUCUUGCGAGAGUCGCUUAUAACCCCUUCUUUAAACUCACAAGAUUGCCAACAAUCCAUGAGCUAAAGUAUUCUGUUUAUUUUUCUUCUUACUGGGAUACUGGGAGUACACAGGAGCUGCUUGACUCUCCAGCACUGUUAAACUUCAAUGAGAGAGCUGUUCAUGCUUCAACCUAUAUAAUAUCAUUUGUUUGAGGUGGGGACUGUUCUACAACCUAGUGGCAUGUACAUGACUGAUCACUGGGAAUGCUGAAAGCUAUAGGGGUCUAUAUGCAAAAGUCGAAAUGACUCUGUACUGAAUGGGGCAAAAACAAUUGGUUAUGCACGGGGCAAUUUGAUCUGUUAAAUACCGUGAACAAGUCUGAAUUUGGUCUAAAUAAAAUAGAUUAUCUAAUUAACUUUUUUUCUUUUGUAUGUAUUUUGAUUAUUUACAGCUUGAUAACUGUGUCCUGACAUGUCUAUUCAAAACAAUUUUAACAUUUCUGGAAAAGCCUUGGAAGAAUACUUAAAGCUUGAGAAAAAGGUUUGUUACUAAAGAUUUAUUACAUUACUAUGUGACUCCACAAUAGCUUAUAUUAAAUAUUUUGGCCAACAUUUUCGCGAACAGCUGCAAACUAUGACCCUGUGUAUUAAAAAGUUAUUGUUACUUUUCAGUAAGCCCAGGAAUACUUGGAAAGCAAAAUAAAUUGUCUUCAGAUGCCUCUGCUCUUCUAAAUGUGUUGAGAGGACACGUAAAACCCCUAAAGUACUAUAACUUGCUGAAAUAUUUUAGGAAAUAAGACCCUACUACACCUUCCUUACCUCAGUUUACAAACGUGAUUUAAAAAUAAAUUGACAUUUUUAUAAAUUCAUUUAGGGCAAUUUGGAAACACCAGAACUGUCAAGCUGACAGCCAGGAGGCAUUCACUCUGAUUGCAUGAUCGUUAAAGCAGAGGUCAAGAUCCUCCACGAGAAAGCAUCAGUUAUUGAUUAACUAUGAUGAGAAGCAAAUUCUAUUGAAUGCUCAUCAAGCAUUUGCCAGUUUUUGCAAAACGGGAAAGGGAGACUGUCAUCACUGACAGUCUCCCUGAGGCUGAGUGGGGUGGAAAAGUGAGACUCUUUUCCCCCCCACUUUUUUACAAAAUAACCAGUUCACUUCAUGUGAAAAUCAUAUGCGUGUGUUGGUAAAGAAAACUCUUGCAGAGAUCGUAAAAAGAGAGUAUAUGUGAACAUUCCAUUCCUGUGUAUUUGAAGAUGUUUGUGCACCUGGUUAUACCAAGCAGAGUGGUUGAAACGAGGAUGCAGAGUCAAGAAUUUCUGGACGCCCUGGACUAUAGCACCCAUGCAGUGGUCCAACUAGAGAAAUAUGGCACAGUUGGUAUGGUGUGCCUAUAUUUUAAAAGCAGCAAUAGAACUAGAACAUUAACAUACAGAUUAACUCUGUAUGUAAGUGCUAACUGGAAGAAUAAUUAACAAUGUUUAAAAAGACACUUAACCAAAAAUUAAAUAAAGUCAGGUAUUUGAAAUCCAAAUCCCCUAGGCUAAGCCUCUAAAUAGUUAAUGAAAUUUUACCAUAAAGAAUCCCCAAAAUUUCUGGCUUUAUUAGUGAUUGCCAAUGUAGGGGGAUUGACUAAAGGUAAAAAGUUAUUACUUAUAUUAUGGUCCAGAAUGCUGUACUAUUGUAAGAAAAGUAGGGAGAUGGUUCAGUAUCCACUUAUAAAGCCUUACUAAAGAGAAUAACUCCAAUAUGUGGAAACAGUCUAGAAGGUAGGAACCAAUAUAAUUGAGCACUUGUCUUCAGUUGUGGAGAUUUAAAUCCUUAGAGUAUAACCACAGAAAAAUAAUUUAUGCAGGUAAAAUACGAUGCCAAUGUCACUUUAAAAAUUCUCUGCGGGUAUCUCCAAACAGUGGAGACAAGUUUGAAAAUUAUACUCUGAGUCACAAAUGCUACCACAAUGUAAUUUGGAAUUUGCUACUGCAGUACAGCCUGUAGUAUUUGAGUAGACAGGAAAGCAUAAGUUACAUAAAGCCUCUCUCCUUGUUAAGCUUGCUAGAUAGUCAGAGGAAUGUGAAAAAUAAUAAAUAGAAGUGCUAUUAAAUCAAAUCAAACCAUGCUUAGAUUAACGUGGUAUGCUGCACCAUCGUGAUUAGUGUAAAGUGCCCUGUGAGAAAAUAAAAGUUGCCAAAGGGCAACUUCUAUUUAUUCUUUCUAUUCAAAUACUACAGGCUGUAGUGCAGUAGCAAAUUCCAAAUUACAUUGUGGUAGCAUUCGUGAAUCAGAGGAUAAUUUGCAAACUUGUCUCCACUGUUUGAAGAUAACCGGGUUAUGCCGGUUUCUCCUCUCGCGAGCUCAGAGCAUUACCGUGGUUACCAUGACAAAGCUCAGAAUCUCGCUAAAGUGAACUCUAGCCUCAAGAGCUGCUAGAGUUCACUCUUACCACUGGGAACAUCAGGACUUCUCCUCCGGACCACCAGGGAUUAGUACUGUCCCCCUUCCCAGGCAAAGGUAAGAAGGGAGGGGGAAUAUGAAAAUAUAUUUUUUAAAAUUAAAAAAAAAUGUUAUAUAAAUUUUUCCCCUAUACACACACAUUGCCCCCCAUACACACUGUCACGUUCUGUUCCUCGCUGUGGAUCUUUCCUGCAUUGGCUUCUGGUAUCCAGUACUCUUUUUGCUGUCCUUGCUUGGUUUUUCUGGUCUAUGUCUGGUUUUCUUUAUGCUGGGUUUUUCUGGGUUCAUUCUUAUAUUCCGUCCCUGGAUUUCCCAGUCUCUUGGAUUCAUUUAAAUGUUUGUUUUAUGUUGCCACACCUGUUUGUUUUCCACUUUCCUUUUGUUUCAGUCUGGACCUGCAGCAGUGUUUCAUGUCUCUGCACUUUCUUGCAGGUAAGUGCUGUAUUGUUGUUUAGUGUGGUUGUUUUAGCAUACAUUAGGCAGUGUAGGACCUGCCAGACAUGGGGUACAUGGGCGUUGUUGGCAGGCUUAUGCAAUGUAUGAUCAUAUAAUGUGACUAAAUCCCCAUACUUUUCAUAAUUAGUGCUUAGCUAUGUUUCCUCUUGUUUUACUUUGUCUUGUAAUUCCUGUCCAGUCAUGCCCAUGUUAUGUUCUUGUUUUCCUCAUGUCUUGUGUACAUGUUCUAGGUUCUGCUUUCUGUCCUGCUCUGGUUUUGGGUUCUACUAGUUCUGUCUUGUUUUUAUGUAUGGUGCCUAUUUCUAGUCUUGUCUUGUUCUCAUGCAUGAUGUCUAUUUCUAGUAUUUCCUUGUUCUCCUAGUUCUGUCUUGUUUUCAUGCAUGGUGCCUUGCUCUCCUAGUUUUGCCUUACUUCAGUACUGGAUACAUCCCUGCUGCAGAGCCUCCCUAUUCAGCUCCUGGGAGGUCUGCUUAAUUAUCUGCUCCUAGUUCCUGGGAUCCGCAUAAGCUGAAUCAGGGUUUUGGUAUGUGGCUGCACAAACGCUGGUGCUCAACACCAGGGGGCGUGCGGUUGCCCUGCACCAGACUCUGCUAAUCCACCUCCACACUGUGACUCCUACUCUCAACAUCAGGCACCACACUGCCCCCCCCUUUUCACACACACUGCCCCCCUUCCACACACACACACACACACACACUACAUCCUUCACAAACAUAAUGCAACCCUGUACACACACUGCACCCCGCACACUCACCUACAUUGCACCCGUCACACACACACACACUACUGCACCUAUCCCCUUCUACAGCCCCUGUUUUUAAACAGUUUGACUACUUACCCUGGGAGGGUAUCACAGCACUUCUGGCACCAUAAUCACUACAUAGUGCUGUAGUGGUUAUUGUGCCUGGAUUGUUUAUUUAAAUAAUUUACCAGUGCCCCUCCCAAGAUUAGGCUCUGGAUUCGCCCUUGACAGGGAACCAUUUCUGCUGAACAGGGGCCCAGUAUAUGCCACAGCGCAUUUAUACAACCUAGAAAUAUUUUUGACUUGGGGCACCUUGGAAAAAUAUUGAACCUAAAAAGUUUGGGAACCACUGGGCAAAGAGCUAAAUAACCAUCAAUCACAUUGGAAACCAACAGAAUAUCUCUCAACAUUUAACAUUUUGCACCCAGAAUUGCAUUAAUUUUGCCAUCAUAUAUCUCCCCCUUUGUUCUUCAACAAACGUGUUUUUUUUUUUGUUUUUUUUAUUUAUUUUUUUAAAUUUUUAUUUAUUCAUCACCAGCCAAACGGACAUUGAAGACAAACAAACAGCAAGAGUUUACAGUGCUAAGAAACGUGUAUAAAUGUUGUAAACUUGUUACAGAGGUUUUCCAGUCAUUUGUAAGAGUUUAUGAAGUUAACAAUGUGACAAUGGGCAAACAACCCAAUAAAAUCAAAAUAAAAUAAUUAAAAUGCAAAAAACAAAACAAAAAAAAAUACAAAAGCGCAAUCAUCAGAGGGUGUGCAAAAUAGAGAGAGGUCCACUGGGCAAAUGCAAGGAUGUUUAUGUUAAACCACGUGAGCUAAUUUUGAAUAUAACCAGACCACAUGCUCCAUAUUUUAUUUAAAUGAAGUAGUGUUACUUACCAUCGCAUUCAAUUCAUUCAUUAACAUGUUCUACUUUGUACUAUUACUAUAGCAAGGGAAGGGGUAUAUCUUGAAACCAGGAAAAAGCUAAGACCAUACGAGCAGUCAGACUAAUUAUACUGAACAGCUUUUGUUGGUGAGAUGUGAGAUUGGUCUAAUAGUCCAUGUUUUUAUAGUUACAUAGAAAACCCAAGUAGGGGUGCACCACAUCCUUUAAAAAAAUAAAUAAAUAAAUAAAUAAAUUAAAAUGUUAAUAAUUUGAUGUAUUAAAUAAAAAUAAUCAAUUUGAGGUGUAAAUAUUAUUUUAGAUUAAAUACUUGUUGUAUUUUCAUUAACAGGUCAGGAUUUAUCUUAAAGAAUAUGAAGACACCCAGACCUGUUACUUAAAUCUGUUAGAGAAAUGCAUUAAAGAACUGCGCAGUAUCGCAGAUGAUGUGGACAAAUUCCAUAGAGGAGCCAUCAUCACCAACAUCGCCGGGAGCUCAGUGGGAAUAGCCGGUGGUAUUACCACUAUUGUAGGGCUUGCUCUGGCUCCAUUCACAUUUGGAGCUUCUCUGAUUGUUGCUGGUGUUGGUAUUGGAGUGGCUACUGCUGGAGGCCUCACUGGUGCAGCAGCGUCCAUUGCUGACCAUGUCAACAUCAAAAAUAAAUGCAAGAAGGUAGAGGAGAUUAUAGAGGAACUAAAACAGGGCAUGGAUAAAAUGCAAGAACUUGUGUCAGAGAUUAAUACAUUAAUUGAUAACAUAAGGUCUAAAUUAGGAUUGAUAAACUGCAACUUUGCUAGAGUGGGUGUAAGAGGUGUAUUUGCUGCAACAGAGAUUACCAGAUUAGCUCAGCUAGUCAAGCUGUCAACAACUGCAGCCCGAGGGGCACAGCUGGCCGCACGUGGUGCCCAGGCUGCAACAGCUGUAUCAGGGGUCUUUGCUGCACUCUUUUUAGUACUUGACAUUGCUUUUGUCAUCAAGGGUGCACAGGAUCUGAAGAAUGGUGCUAAAUCUGACCAGGCAGCAAAGAUUAGAAAAGUUGCAGAUGAUUUAGAAGCAGAAUUUAACACGAUGCACGAUACAGGAAGGGAAUGGGAACUGCAGCUUUCAUCUUUUUCAUCUACAACAUCUUUUUGUAGCUUAACCUCAUCUGCAAAUACUGAAUAAGCAGGACGUUUAAACGUAGGUUAUUAAAUCAAAGCUUGUAUUGUGUAUAUUUCCAUCUGACAUACAACUGUGAUUUUAUCUUCUCUUGUCUGCUAUCUAAUAUGAUUGCCUUCUUUUGGUGCAAAACAUAAUUUUGCUGCAAUUUGACAACAAGAUCUAGGGAUAUUGGUCUCAUUCAAAGGAGCUGCAGUAAGGAUCAUAGAUUUCAUAAAAUGUGCUCUUUGGCGUGCCACUUUUUGAGAUUUUUUUCAGGAGAUACCAGGAGAUGGUAGGACCUUAUCAGUGAUUCAAAACAUACAUGGAAAACAGAUCAAAAUGAAUAAUGUGGUUGAUAAAAUACUAUAUUUUUAUACAUUUUGUGGUAGAGGCCAGAGACUGAGAAAGGAAGGGAGUAUUUCCCCCCACUUUCCCAUUUAUUUUUCCUAUAGUGAAUUGGAUGCUUGCUUAUAUAAACAGAAUUGUUUAAUUUUGUAAAACUAUAUAUGCAGUGUAAAGACAACGUUUGAAUAUAAACAAUGAAAAUGUAC
This is a messenger RNA of Pelobates cultripes (western spadefoot toad), 12700 nucleotides long. NCBI's taxonomy places the organism in Eukaryota, Metazoa, Chordata, Amphibia, Anura, Pelobatidae. The record is from the annotation of a GenBank genome assembly.